Messenger RNA from Aspergillus homomorphus CBS 101889, 768 nucleotides. RefSeq names its product alpha/beta fold hydrolase. The coding region runs from base 1 to 768 and encodes 255 amino acids. The record is from RefSeq and is a predicted model, not a curated record. Lineage: Eukaryota; Fungi; Ascomycota; Eurotiomycetes; Eurotiales; Aspergillaceae. The transcript has a single exon.
AUGACUUUCACCACCACCGACGACCAGGAGGAGAUCUACUUCCAGCAGCAUGGCACCACCGGCGACACCACACUAGUCUUUGUAUCGGGAUACUUUGGGGUAACCCACAUUUGGGAACCCUUGAUCGACCGACUGGCAUCCCGGUACCGCUGCGUCGCCUACGACUCCCGAGGAUACGGACGGUCCUCGAAGCCCACUCCCGCCGACGCAUACAGCAUUGCCCGCCACGCAGCCGACCUACAUGCUGUGCUUCAACACCUUGCCCUUGAUCGAGUCGUGCUCGUGACGCACUCGAUGGGCGGCAACAUUGCGGCGGAGUACGCCCUCACCCACCCCGACCACGUCCAAGGCAUCGUCUACACCGCCGUACACUUCGACGGCCAACACCUAGCUACCCACCUGCCGCUGGAGGCGGUGCUUGCGGGUAUCGAUACUCCCAGCCAUUGCGUCGCCCUCUUCACCGGUAUGGGUCUGGACGCCGCAACUGCCCACGAGGCCGCAAAGUGGCCGGCCUACGCCCUUCGACACAACGCAUCGGCCCUGCUAACGUUUGCAAUCGGCGACCGCUACUCGGCACUCGCGGUUCCGGCCUUGGUGGUGCAAGGAGGAGAGGAUCGGGCGUCCCCGGUCGCAUGCUGUGCGCGGCCCGUCGUGCACGCGAUGCCGUCCUGUCGCCUGGAGGUCUUACCGGGGGUAAAUCACUUUCCGCCCACCGAAGCCCCGGCCGAGGUUGAGAGGUUGGUUGACGGGUUCGUUCGUGGGCUGUAG